AUGCGCUCGUUCGCGGCCUACGUGCGCGGCGACAGCCGGCCCGGCGAGGCGGCGCUGCUGCGCAAACUCGACUUCUUCAUCCUGUCCUUCUGCUGCCUGAUGUACUUCGCCAACUACUUGGACCGCUCCAACCUGGCCAACGCGUACGUGUCGGGCAUGAAGGAGGACCUGGCGUUCCACGGGCGGCAGUUCAACCUGAUCAACACCAUCUUCACGGUCGGCUACAUCCUGGGCCAGGUGCCGUCCAACCUGGCGCUGACGUACGUGCCGCCGCGGCUCUUCUUCCCGGCCAUGAUGCUGCUGUGGGGCGGGCUGACGAUGGUCACGGCGGCGGUGCAGUCGCCGCAGGCCAUCAUGGCCAUCCGCUUCUUCCUGGGGCUGGCCGAGUCGUCGACCUUCGUGGGCACGCACUACAUCCUGGGCUCGUGGUACACCGAGCGCGAGCUGGGCAAGCGCAGCGGCAUCUUCACCGCGUCGGGCCUGGCCGGCACCAUGUUCGGCGGCUUCAUCCAGACGGGCAUCAACUCGUCGCUGCACGGCGCGCGCGGGCUGCCGGGCUGGCGCUGGCUGUUCAUCGUGGGUCGACGGGCUGAUCACGGUGCCGAUCGCGCUGUACGGGUUCUUCCUGUUCCCGGACACGCCGCGCACAACGACGGCGCCGUACCUGAGCGACGCAGAGCGGGCGCUGGCAAUCUCGCGGGUGCCGGAGGCGCCGGCGGAGCGGCCGCGGCUGGACUGGGGGUUCGCGCGGCGGGUGUUUGGCGGGUGGCACUGGUACGGGUUCGUGAUGCUGUGGGUGAUCGCGGGCGAGACGGAGUCGUUCUCGACCAACGCGCUGCUGGCGCUGUACAUGAAGGCGCACCCGACGCGGCGGUACACGGUGGCGCAGCUGAACAACUACCCGACGGGCGUGGCGGCGGUGGGCAUCGUGUCGACGCUGUUCUGGGCGACGCUGACGGACUUCCUGGGCGGGCGGCGGUACCUGGUGGGCUUCUGGAUCGCGGUGACGGGGGUGGCGACGUCGGCGAUGAUCCUGGCGCCGCGGGCGUCGACGCCGACGGUGUUCGCGGCGUACUACUGGGCCGGGUCGGUGUACGCGUGCCAGGCGACGUUCUUCGCGUGGGCCAACGACGUGAUGCGGUACCACGACGACGCGCUGCGCAGCGUGGUGAUCGCCAGCAUGAACAUGGGCAGCAACGUGGUGAACGCGUGGUGGAGCAUCCUGUUCUACGGGGCCGACAUGGCGCCGUUCUUCACG
This is a messenger RNA of Ophidiomyces ophidiicola, 1258 nucleotides long. RefSeq lists its product as uncharacterized. Gene Ontology annotation, cellular component: plasma membrane. Gene Ontology annotation, biological process: pantothenate import across plasma membrane. Gene Ontology annotation, molecular function: pantothenate transmembrane transporter activity. The record is from RefSeq and is a predicted model, not a curated record. The transcript has 3 exons. The annotation marks the transcript as partial. NCBI's taxonomy places the organism in Eukaryota, Fungi, Ascomycota, Eurotiomycetes, Onygenales, Onygenaceae.